UUAAUUUUUUUUGUUUUUCGUUGUAAUUUGGGAAUGCGUUCAUGUUUGACGUCAAACGAGACUGCUAAUCGAAACAACCGAAUUACCACAAAAACAGGAAGGAGUCAUAGAAGAUACGUUUGCAGAUAGCAUAGUCUUAUUCCGAGGCCUGCCCUGUUCCUUAGCUGCAAUCAAUAAAUGACAGGCAGUUGUUACUAUGGCCGCUCUUCAACACGCGAAAUUAUGGCAAGAUGGAGGUUGCACUUGUCGAAAAACGAGAGCUCCAAAAAUCGGCGAUAUUCCAAGGCAUACCGCGGUGGAUGUGGAAUUAAAACCAUCAACAACGGACCCACCGCCACCGGAUUCUUUAUAUCCACCACCGCCGCCUUUCCAGUCUCCCGCCACUCCUACCCGGUCCAGUGAUGUGACCCGAUCCGAGCCGAACCUAAACGGUUCACAUCCCGAACCUGUGAUAUUACAAGCAGUGCCUUCCCUAAAAAAUCUUUCGGAACAUUGUCUACCUGAUAAAAUCUCCAAAAUGCACGUUAAAGGUGCCCUUAACCACAGACUGCUGUUACAAUCGAAAAGUUUCGGUGUCGACAACGCACGUCCUAUUUACCCAAACUGCCCUUUCUCACCGUAUGUAAGUCCCACUGGAAGUCCCAGAACAAACAGGAAGAGGCAGCCACUUAAGGAGUCCAGACGGGUUUCCAUUGAAAAGUCCGGAAUGUACCUACAACUCAAUCAAUAUAAGCUAAUGGACUCUAUAGGCCAGGGCUCUUACGGCAUUGUAAAACUGGCUUACAACGAAGAAGAUGACACUCAUUAUGCGAUGAAGAUUUUAUCGAAGAAGAAACUGUUGAAGAAGGCCGGAAUGUUCGGCAGGAUGCCGCCGAAAAAGGAAGGACGGCCCAAUUCCGACAUGAACCACCCGUUGCAGAGAGUAUAUCGGGAGAUAGCUAUUUUAAAAAAACUUGAUCACCCGAACGUCGUUAAACUAGUUGAAGUCCUCGAUGAUCCGGUUGAGGAUCAUCUCUAUCUGGUAUUUGAGCUGUUGGAAAGGGGGCAAGUGCUUGAAGUGCCCACCGAUAAACCCUUGACGCCGGAUCAAGCAUGGACAUAUUUCAGAGAUGUAAUUUUAGGAAUUGAAUACUUGCAUUACCAAAGGAUAAUUCACCGUGAUAUAAAGCCAGCAAACUUAUUACUAAGCGAAUCCGAUCGAGUCCAGAUAGCCGAUUUGGGCGUAUGCAACGAAUUCAACGGUUCUGACGCCUUUCUAUCCAGCACCGCCGGAACACCAGCCUUCACGGCCCCAGAGGCUCUAGGCGACAACAAAUCAUCAUUCAGCGGCAAAGCUGCAGACAUUUGGUCGAUGGGUAUAACACUCUACGCAUUGGUGUAUGGUCAAGUUCCGUUCUUUGACAACAACAUAAUAGGUUUAUACUCAAAGAUUCGUCACGAAACUGUAAAAUUCCCAGACGCGCCGCUGAUCCCCGAGAAACUCAAAGACUUGAUCAGACAGAUGCUGGUUAAGGAUCCGUCGAAUCGGAUCACACUGCCAGAAAUCAAGUUGCAUCCGUGGGUGACCAAAGACGGGCAAAGUCCAUUGCCCACUGAAGAAGAAAACUGCCAUUUGGUCGAAGUUACUGAAGAGGAAGUAGCCAAGGUGAUCACGUCGAUCCCGAAGCUAGACACGCUCAUCUUGAUUAAACAUAUGCUCAAGAAGCAUUCCUUCCAGAAUCCUUUUCUUCAUAGAAGAGAUACGCACAGAUCCAGUAAUGCAAGCGAAACGACUUCCACAAGACAGCACAUAGGUAGAUCUGGACGAUCUAAUUCGGCUCCUGGUUCCUAUGACUGGAUUUCAGAUAGACAGAUAUCCUUAGAUACACCACUGGAAUCCGUUACGGAAGUAACAAACGACCAAAAUGAUAGUAAAAUAGAGGUUGAAACAAAACGGUGAUAAUUAUUACCUGUAAAGAGUUUACUUAUUUUUUUUAAUUUUAAGUACAAUGUAGCUUGAGCGAUUAUCCUUUUUUAUACUCUUUUAAUAUUAUUUUUUUAAAUAAAAUGUUAAUUUUA
This is a messenger RNA of Zophobas morio, 2058 nucleotides long. RefSeq names its product calcium/calmodulin-dependent protein kinase kinase 1. The coding region runs from base 197 to 1939 and encodes 580 amino acids. Gene Ontology annotation, biological process: protein phosphorylation; positive regulation of protein kinase activity; intracellular signal transduction. NCBI's taxonomy places the organism in Eukaryota, Metazoa, Arthropoda, Insecta, Coleoptera, Tenebrionidae. Gene Ontology annotation, molecular function: calcium/calmodulin-dependent protein kinase activity; calmodulin binding; ATP binding. The transcript is spliced from 9 exons. The record is from RefSeq and is a predicted model, not a curated record. Gene Ontology annotation, cellular component: cytoplasm.